CCUCACCUUUUCUCAAAGGUUUAUUUGUUCUCUUCAUCUCUCUCUCUCUCUGUAAAUCACACUUCCCUCCAUUUCUCUCUCUCUCUGUAUCUAUCUGUUUCUCUCUCUAUAUAUAUUUGUUUCUCUCUCUGCCUUCCGGUCUGGCUAACAUUCAGGAAACUCUGGAGGAGACCAGAAACAAGAGGGUGGUGCUCGCCCUGUAUGAAGCCUUGAGCUCUCGAGACGUGGAUUUGGUCCAGAAACUUCUGGCCUCUGACCUAGAGUGGUGGUUCCAUGGUCCGCCGUCCCACCAAUUUUUGAUGCGCAUCCUCACCGGCACUGCUAAUUCCGGCGAUUCCUUCCGAUUUGAGCCUCUCAAAGUCGACGCCAUUGGCCCCACCGUCUUCGUCGAGGGCCAAGACCUAGCUCGCAACAUCACCUGGGUCCACGCCUGGUCCGUCACGGAUGGGAUAAUCACCCAGGUCCGCGAGUACUUCAACACCUCCCUCACCGUCACUCGCCUCGGUAACCAGUCACGCGCCGCCGCCGCCACCUCCGCCUUCACGCCCCUCCACUGCCCUUCCGUCUGGGAGAGCAGUCUCUCCAAUCGGGUUGGGAAAUCCGUCCCGGGUCUCGUCCUCGCAAUAUAACCCGACCCGACCCGUUUACACCUAAUCCCCCAAUCUCUACUGCAUAACAAAAAUAAAAAUAAAAAUAAGCGCGUGUUUUGUUUUUGUAUGGGCUGAAGGGCCACCGUCGGAUCUUGCGUCUGCGAGGAUGUGAGAUGGACGGCUAGGAUUCGUCGUCCCUGUUUGUGUUAACGUACUGUUUGGUUUGAUUUGAUUUCUGUUUGAAUUGCGUGUGGAGUCCGACCGACCAUGAUGGUUCGACGACGACGACACGCAAUAUGCGUGUGGGAUGAUACGUCCGAUGUAUCUCGUGUUUGGUUUGCAAUAAACUCGUGUUUGUUGGAUUGGCUAAUAA
Molecule: messenger RNA, 963 nt
Organism: Ipomoea triloba (trilobed morning glory)
Lineage: Eukaryota; Viridiplantae; Streptophyta; Magnoliopsida; Solanales; Convolvulaceae
Product: wound-induced protein 1
Exons: 1
Coding region: 300-629 (109 amino acids)
Source: RefSeq, a predicted model, not a curated record